AUGUCCUUCUCCAACCUCGACCUCGUAAACGAAUGCGACUCCUUCCCAUACUAUCAAACCAACCCCUCCCUCUACGCCGCCAGCCUCUCCACCUACUACUCCCUCCGCGUCCACGGCCACGACUACCCCCUCGGCUACCUCCUCCCCUCCGUCGCCCAAGUCUUCCACAACGUCCCGCACUGGGACCUCGACUCCACGCAACGCACCCUCACCCUCAUCGCCGGCCACAACGCCGACGAGCGCUCCGAAGCCGUCCGACAAACCCUCCUCGCGCUCCGAAAAACGGGCCACUUCAAAGUCCUGGAGAAAUGGCGAGACGAGCUGUACGCCGUUUACGGGCGGAACAAGGAACUGCUGUUCCGCGUCGAGCGGAGCGCGAGUCCGUUGUUGGGCGUUGUGACGUACGGCGUGCAUAUGACUGCGUAUGUGAGAGUGCCAGAGGAGGAAGGGGGAAUGAAGAUUUGGAUCCCGCGCAGGGCCAAGACGAAACAGACGUAUGGCGGCAUGUUGGAUAAUGCCGUCGCGGGGGGCAUGGCGAGCGGAGAGACGCCCUUGGAGUGUCUGGUUCGCGAAUGCGCCGAGGAGGCGUCACUGCCUGAGGAUGUGGUGCGCGCGAGGGUGAAGGCUGCGGGCACCGUCACGUAUUUCUAUAUUCGGACGGAGAAGGCGGGUGGGGAGACGGGGCUUAUGCAGCCCGAGUGUCAGUAUGUGUAUGAUAUAGAGUUGCCCGUGGAUGUGGUGCCGAGGCCUGGGGAUGACGAGGUGGAGGAGUUUUAUCUGUGGAGUGUGGAGGAGGUGAAGGCGGCGUUGGCGAGGGGUGAGUUUAAGCCGAAUUGUGCGCUGGUGAUGCUGGAUUUUUUCGUGAGGCAUGGGGUGUUGACCGCUGAGAAUGAGGAGGAUUAUAUUGAGAUUGUGGCGAGGUGUCAUAGGAAGUUGGAGUUUCCUACGCUGUAG
Molecule: messenger RNA, 954 nt
Organism: Westerdykella ornata
Lineage: Eukaryota; Fungi; Ascomycota; Dothideomycetes; Pleosporales; Sporormiaceae
Product: thiamine pyrophosphokinase-related protein-like protein
Exons: 2
Coding region: 1-954 (317 amino acids)
Molecular function (GO): 8-oxo-dGDP phosphatase activity
Source: RefSeq, a predicted model, not a curated record